Aureococcus anophagefferens is the source of this 1632-nucleotide messenger RNA. RefSeq lists its product as hypothetical. The record is from RefSeq and is a predicted model, not a curated record. The annotation marks the transcript as partial. The transcript is spliced from 2 exons. Lineage: Eukaryota; Pelagophyceae; Pelagomonadales; Pelagomonadaceae.
GCGAGCGUCGCGGACGCGCUCGGCCUGCCCGCGGACGACGUCGGCGUCGUCGGCGUCGCCGCGGCCGCCGCGCGGCGGCGGCGGCGGCGCCGCCUCGACGACGCUUCCGGCGUCGCCGUCGACUUCACCAUCGACACGCGCGCGGGCCUCGACGCCACGGCCGCGGCCCUCGACGCCGCCGUCGACAGCGGCGUUCUCGACGCGUCCCUGCGCGCGGCGUCGCCGGCCUUUGCGGCCGUCGCGGCCCGACCGGCGACGGUCGUCUUCGCGCCGACGGGCGCGCCGUCGGCGGCGGCCUUCGACUGCUCGAGCGACCGGGGCUACGAGUUCUCCCUCGCGCUCGACGGGCGGCUCCGCUUCCACUGGUCCGUCGUCGGCGGCGCGCUCGAGGCCGCGCUCGUCCUCGCCGGGAGCGGCGGCGGCGACUGGGUGUCUUUGGGGUGGGGCGACGGGUCCAUGACGGGCACGGAGUGCGUCAUCGCCGAGGGCCCGGACGGCGGCCCGGCGAAGUACGACAUCACGUCGUACAAAAAGAGCGGCAUCGACGCCAUGGCCGCGCAGACGCUGACCGACGCGGCCACCAUGGUCGAGGCCGACGCGUACGUCGUCGCGUUCACGAAGCUCAUCGACGAGCCCGGCGAGCAGACCGUCGGCGCGGACAGGUUCGUCUGGUCCUACGGCUCCGGGUCCCUGGGCUUCCACGGCGGCGACGUCGGCGCGCUGACGCUGGACCUCGAGACGUGCGCGUUUUCCGUGAAGACGAUCGAGACGGUCUCGUCGCGGAAGAUCAGGGCCCACGGCGGCCUGCUCCUGGCCGCCUUCGCCGCGCUCAUGCCGAGCGCGCUCGUCGCGGCCAAGUCGCGCUUCGUCCUGGCGCCGGGACCGCUCUGGAUCCGGAUCCACAUCGCGUGCAACGUCGCCGCGCUGAUCUUGGCGCUCGCGGGCGUCGCGGUCGCGGCGGCGGCCAUCGACGGCACGGACGGCGCGGACCACCUGCGGGGCCGCCACCCCAAAAUCGGCGUCGGCGUCAUGGUCGUCGUCGGCGCCAUGGUCCUCAUGGGCUUCGCGCGGCCGGGCAAGGACGCGCCGAGGCGCGUCUACUUCAACUACGUCCACACGGGCCUGGGCUACGGCGCCGUCGUCCUCGCGGCCGCGGCGACGCGGAGCGGCAUCUCCAAGGCCGCCGACCUGGAGCACAUCGCCGACAAACGGGCCUGGUACACGGCGCAGACGUCGCUGCUCGUCGCGUGCUUCUGCGCGUGGCUCGCCGUCGCCGUCGCCGGCGCCGCGAAGCGGCACAAAACGCCGUCGAAGCCCCUCGCGCCCCACCGGCCCAGCGACAGCGAGAUCGCGCUGAAGGAGCUCCGUUGUCGGUCCUUCGCCGUGGGCGACGUCAUCAUGCGCAAGGCGGCCGUGCGGAGCGACGACACUUACCUCCGCCUCACGGACGCGACCGGCGCCGUCGUCGCCUGCGGGAGCGCCGUCGACGCCGGCGCGACGCUCACGGCGACCCUCUAUCAGAACGACGCGGCCCUCGAGUUCGAGAGCCACGACGUCGACCACCUCAUCGACGCGCGAUCGGGCGCGGCGUUCGUCGGAGGCGUCUGCGGAGGCUUCGAGAACGUCGCGUCG